AGCUUCCUUGUUGGAGAAGAAGCAUCACACAUUUCAAAAAUAAAAAUCUCAAGGCAAAGAAGCUUCCUUGUUAACCCUAUAAAUACCAAGGGUUUAGCCGAGAGAGUGUGAUCAACAGCCAAGAACACUAGAAAGUGUAGCAAACAUGGACGAUCCGGUUAAGCUCAUCGGCGCGUUUGGCAGUCCGUUCGUGCACCGCGCCGAGGUCGCCCUGCGGAUCAAGGGAGUGGCUUACGAGUUCAUCCACGAGAACCUGGACGACAAGAGUGACCUGCUGCUCGCCAAGAACCCCAUCCACAAGAAGGUCCCCGUGCUGCUUCAUGGCGAUCGUGCCAUCUGCGAGUCGCUCGUCAUCGUCGAGUACGUCGACGAGGCGUUCGCCGGCCCGCCCAUCCUGCCGGCCGAUCCCUACGGCCGCGCCAUGGCUCGCUUCUGGGCUCACUUCAUCGACCACAAGAGCUCGAGGCCGUCAUGGCUGGCGCUGUGGUUGGACGACGGCGAGGAGCAGAAGGGGUUCCUGAAGGAGACGAAGGAGAACCUGGCGCUUCUGGAGGCGCAGCUCGAGGGGAAGAGGUUCUUUGCGGGUGACUCGAUCGGUUACCUGGACAUUGUCGCCAGUGGACUGGCUCACUGGAUCGGCGUGGUGGAGGAGGUGACUGGAGUGAGCUUGGUCGGUGACGAGUAUCCUGCUCUGCGCCGGUGGUCCAAGGAGUACACCUCCGACGAGACGGUGAAGCAGUGCCUGCCGAGCAGAGAACACCUCACCACCAUCUUCGCUGGAAAGAAGGAGAAGUUGAAGACGGCAGCUAGGAUGAUGCUGCAGCAGUGAUCGUUGCGAAGAUAUAAGAUCAAUGUUCUAUGUUUCUGAAAUCCUGUGAGUUUCAUCUGGGACAGUGGGCGUAGAUCGAUGUCUCAUCGUGCGACAAAUAUAUUGAUGUGAUAUGUCAUGUGUCACUUCUCAAAUAAAAUGCAAUCAGAAUAUAAAUGAUGAUAAAAUAAUACCGAAAGUUGUGCACGUACAUCAUCAGAUUGUUUGCUUAUUGCUCCUGUCCGUUUCUCAUAUGGCGUGAUCUUGAGUCUGUAUUAUAUAUGCAUGAUUUUCUAAAUUGAAGUUUAACUGUUGUUUGUCGGUA
Oryza brachyantha (malo sina) is the source of this 1133-nucleotide messenger RNA. Its product is annotated as probable glutathione S-transferase. NCBI's taxonomy places the organism in Eukaryota, Viridiplantae, Streptophyta, Magnoliopsida, Poales, Poaceae. The transcript is spliced from 2 exons. Gene Ontology annotation, cellular component: cytoplasm. Gene Ontology annotation, biological process: glutathione metabolic process. Bases 146 to 829 code for a protein of 227 amino acids. Gene Ontology annotation, molecular function: glutathione transferase activity. The record is from RefSeq and is a predicted model, not a curated record.